Messenger RNA from Pseudoliparis swirei, 5548 nucleotides. It is a transcript of the gene gaa, whose product is annotated as alpha glucosidase. Gene Ontology annotation, cellular component: lysosomal membrane. NCBI's taxonomy places the organism in Eukaryota, Metazoa, Chordata, Actinopteri, Perciformes, Liparidae. The transcript is spliced from 19 exons. The coding region runs from base 2561 to 5347 and encodes 928 amino acids. Gene Ontology annotation, molecular function: alpha-1,4-glucosidase activity; carbohydrate binding. Gene Ontology annotation, biological process: lysosome organization; glycogen catabolic process. The record is from RefSeq and is a predicted model, not a curated record.
AUGAUCCUGCCACGUAUGGCUGCACAUCAUCUCCCUGAAGCAUGAGUGUAAUAUCCACUUCAGUUCCAAGAGCAAGAACAGAUAUAAAAAGAAGAAAUAUCUGGUCAAAACAAAACAAAAAAUGUUUCUUUCUCCAAAUUGUCAAGUAUAUUGAAGCAUUUGUUCUGGUACAAAUUGCAAUUCUUUUGUCAGAUAGUUUAACUAUAAUUUGAUUUUUUUUCUCAUUUUAUAAUUAUAUAUAUUUAUAUAUGUGUGUGUGUGUACUGACAAUUCAAGUGUUUAAAAAAAAAGUUUUUGUAUGUGUAUAUAAACAUGUGACAUGAUUGACUGAAUUCCCAGGGUAAUAACAAUGUAAACUGAAAUUCCUAUCCGACAGCUCAAUGCUUCUCAAAUAGGAACUUAAAGUCCCUGUCUAGACCUGAAUCUCGUAUCCUGUUAUUUUCAUAUUGUUUGUAGAUGCAGUUCAGAAGGACUGCAGUUCACACCUGGCAUCUAAAUGCAUUUUUAAUGCAUCUAAUGUGAGCAUUUUUGCCUGGGUUUUUCUAAGUGGUUCAUGUUUGGUGUUAUCUAACUAGAAUGCUGUCGGAAGAGACAUUGUGGUUCAUAGCGUGAACCGUUCCGAAACAUCUGGGCUUCUAGUACAGUGGUUCUCAAACUUUUUUAAUUGAUCCACGUCCCUGUGAAAUACGUUUUCAGCAAAGAACCCCCUAACUAGGGCAACACAUUUUUGGUUGGACAAAAGGUGUAAUACACAGUGCUGUGCCAUCAGUGUCUGAUUUACUAUAGAAUAUAGACAAAUAAUUUUCUGAACUGACUUAUAUUUUAUUGUAUAUGUAUUAAAUAACCAUUUUUAAAGAACUUUUGAAUGGAUGCGAAUUUUAAAUUAUUAUUUAAAUAAAUCUCACAUUCACGUACCCUCAGGGGUACACAAACCCCCAUUUGAGAACCACUAUUCUAGUAGAUCAUGAUAGCUAAAUCGGUGUUUCCACAAUAAAUGUUUUAAGACGAAUCGGCAGCAUUAUGUACAUUUUGAGAAGAAUAUGCCGAUCAUAUGUGCAACAGAAAAAUGUAAUAAAAUGGCAAAUUAUGGGAAAUUACAUUUUUAAACUAGAAAUUACACCAGUACCUGGGGCUAUACUUUUCUAUACUUAUAUUGAAUUAAUUUGUUGGAUAGUAACAUGAAGAAACACAUGAAUUUGUAAACAUUAUUCUGAAAUAUAUAAAACAUGUCUUGAAAUACAAUUUUAGUUUGUUUUAUGUUGUAAAUCUGACUACAUCGACCUUUGAAGAUACAAGAUAUGAAUUUAUAUUGUGAGAGCGUUGUCUGUUAAUCUCCUUAUUGGGAUCUCCACUACACAUGUUGAAGCUAAGCCUUAGAAAUGAUCAAACGUGUCAUAACGUAAACACCAAAAUGGAGGCUGUUUGAUUGUUCAAUCGAGUCGGUAAAUAUAGGAUUAAAACAUUUCCAUUGCAAAUGAGUUUUAAAACAACUUAUUUGAGAAAUUUCAUGAGGGAACCAUUUUUCCGAAAUGGUGCGAAGACGAGAAUACAAAUAAAAAAACACCAGUUGAAGGUUUGAUAGGAGUUGCACACAGCUAAUUGUAUGGGUCAGUUUAUGGACUUAAAUUUAAUAUGUGUGUAGUUAUCAGAAUUACAGGUUCUCACAUACAUGAUUUUGACAUAUCAAAUAUAUUGAAUUGGUAAAUGGCACGUGUUUCUGCAAUAUGUGCAUUCUUUUUUAUUAGGACUUGAUCAUCAGAGAUAACUCAGAUUAAAGAAUGAAUGCAUAUGUUAAGAGAUUGCUGCAACACGAUAUUGAAUAGUAUUUUCAAGGAACAGUUCACACAAAACAUAAAUUAUACAUAUUUUUCUCUUACCUGUCGUGCUAUUUAUAAAUCUGGAUUGUUUUGGUGUGAGUUACCUUGUUACGGGUAGUUUAUUUCCAUAUAGUCACAUUAUUUUCGAGACGAGGCUGAAAUAUAUAUAUAUUGUUGACUUAAAGGUGUACUGUCCGUUUAAAUCUAAAAACGAAACUUAAAUUACUUUAGUGUGAUCAGAAAACGAAACAUAAAGGAUCUUGAUUUAAAUCACUUUAACAGCAGAUUAUUUUCUAAACAAUAUAUUUAAUUUCCUUGAGGUGAAACCUUUUAUUUAUUUAUGUUUUCGUUAAUUCACAACAUAUAGAAGAGGCGGAAGGAGGCGAGGGAGCAAGAGUGGUAGGUUUUAGCAAUUUUGUCCCACCGUGCUUGCCCUAGUUCCGCGUUAGUGAUUCCUCCGCUACACAUAUCAUAUUCCUUCGUAGAUAAACGUACGUCAGUCAAACUUUGCUUGCAACACAGCUUAUUUUAUGCCACUACUCUCGCAAUGUAACUAAAUGUUAAACGGCAGCUCUGACCGAACGGAACUGCUCGAUAUAUAACAUCAACAGUCAAAACGGUUCAGGUCCACAAAAUGAACAACACUGAGUGUAAGAUCGUUUCCAGUCGCAGCUUUGUGUAAAUAGUUCGCAGACACAACUUCUCCACCACAGCACUCGGGCUUCUCCAGUGACGAGGUCAUCAUGGGUCGUGGUGGGUCUAACCUCACGGCAGCUGCGCUCCUGCUCGUCUCUGCUCUGGCAGCGUGCGCGUUCAUCAACCACGUGACCCCGCUGCUGAGAUCGGGCUGUGCAAAGCGAAAUGCAACAAACGCGCACGAAAGACUCGGUGAUAAUCCAACACACCGGCGGGAUAAUACAGCGGAAACGAGCUCGAGAGAGACCGAUAUUCCCAGAGAUGACGCAUGCGCCAUGGCCCCAGAGAGCCGGUUUGAUUGUGCCAGGGACAGGCUUCUGAGCCGGAGGGGGUGUGAAGAGAGGGGAUGCUGCUACGCCCCUCUGCCUCACUCUGCAGGACCACCUUGGUGCUUCUACCCCAGUCGGUACCCUGGCUACAGAAUGGGUCCCCUCACGCCCACCGUGCGAGGCCAGGAGGCCACCCUGACCCGGGCCGCCCCCCCACGUCUCCCCAGAGAGAUCUCCCCUGUCCACCUAGAGGCCACAGGGGAGACUGCAGGCUGCUUCCAUCUCACUUUAAAGGACCCGUCAUCUCAGAGAUAUGAAGUCAAACUUCCAGCUGGUGUUCCUCAGAGCGAAGCUGAUACUACUAAAGAUGCCCUUUAUUCCACUGAAUACCAGUCUGACCCGUUUGGCUUCAUAGUGCGGCGCAAAUCCAAUGGACGGGUCAUCAUGAACACCACAGUCGCUCCUCUGCUGUUUGCUGACCAGUACCUGCAGCUGUCCACCGCACUAGCAUCCUCCCUUGUGUCUGGUCUCGGGGAGCAUUACACCUCCCUCCUCCUGGACCUUAACUGGACUUCUCUGACUCUCUGGAACAGAAACAUGGCGCCUCAUGCCGACGCUAACCUCUAUGGCUCCCACCCGUUCUACAUAGUACAGGAGGAGGACGGCUCGGCACACGGCGUCUUCCUUCUUAACAGCAAUGCCAUCGAAGUGCUGCUGCAGCCGACCCCCGCUCUCACCUGGGUGGCUAUCGGUGGAAUCCUGGACCUCUAUGUUUUCUUGGGUCCUGACCCUCAAACUGUGAUACGACAGUACCUUCAAGUCAUUGGCUAUCCCAUGAUGCCUCCCUAUUGGUCAUUGGGUUUUCAUCUGUGUCGCUGGGGUUACACAACCACUAUGACUACCCGACAUGUGGCACAACGCAUGCACAAUGCAACGUUUCCCAUGGAUGUACAGUGGAAUGAUCUAGACUAUGCCAAUAAGGACAGGGUGUUCACCUUUGACCCCUGGCGAUUUGGGGACCUCCCAGAGAUGGUGAAGGACUUCCAUGAAAGAGGAAUGAAGUACAUCCUGAUUCUGGACCCGGGGAUCAGCAGCAGCAGCCCCCCUGGAACGUACUCGCCCUUUGAUGAUGGACUGAAACGAGACGUCUUCAUUAAAAAUGCUACCGGACACAUCCUGAUAGGGAAGGUUUGGCCGGGCCCUACUGCCUUCCCCGACUUCACCAACCCAGAGACCAGGCGCUGGUGGGAGGACUGCAUCAGAGAGUUUCAUUCUAAAGUUCCUGUGGAUGGCCUGUGGAUUGAUAUGAAUGAACCAGCCAGUUUUGUGCAGGGCUCAGUGGAGGGCUGUCCUGACAGUGAUCUUGAGAACCCACCCUACACACCCAAGGUGGUUGGAGGCCAGUUGAACUCGGGAACUCUUUGUAUGUCGGCUCAGCAGAAGCUGUCAACCCACUACAACCUGCACAAUAUGUACGGACUGACUGAAGCCGAGGCCACGCACAGUGCACUCCUGAACAUACGAGGGAAGAGACCCUUCGUCCUGUCUCGCUCCUCCUUCCCUGGCAUCGGGCGCUUCUCUGCAGUGUGGACAGGAGACGUCAGGAGUGACUGGGAGCAGCUUCGAUUCUCCAUCCCUGCGGUGCUGCAAUUCGGCCUGUUCGGCGUGCCCCUUGUGGGGGCGGACGUCUGUGGCUUUGGGGGGAACACCACCGAGGAACUGUGUGUUCGAUGGAUGCAGCUCGGGGCCUUCUACCCGUUUAUGAGAAACCACAAUGACAAGCCGAACGCUCCUCAGGAGCCCUAUGUAUUUGGGCACAAGGCCCAGGCAGCCAUGCGGAGUGCGUUGAACCUCCGAUACUCCCUUCUCCCUUUCCUCUACACACUCUUCCAUCAUGCACACACUUCUGCUGCCACCGUGGCCAGGCCUCUCUUCAUGGAGUUUCCCACUGAUGAUAACUGUCGGGCCGUAGACCGACAGUUCCUGUGGGGGAGUUCGCUUCUCAUCAGCCCCGUCGUAGAGCAAGGGGCAGUAGAGCUGGCUGCUUACCUGCCCUAUGCCACUUGGUACAGCCUGAACAAUGGUCAGCCUUUCUACAGUAAGGGUCAGUACUUGCUCCUGCCAGCCUCUCUGGACACCAUCAAUGUCCAUGUGAGGGAAGGACAUAUUAUCCCCCAGCAGGAGCCUGCUCUGACAACCACAGCCUCUCGCAGAAAGCCUUUCUUCCUGACCGUGGCCCUGUCAGCAGGCGGCUGGGCCUGGGGCGACUUGUUCUGGGACGACGGGGACACACUUCACACUUUUGAAACGGGACAUUAUUGUUAUAUUAUCUUCACUGCUGGCCAGUCUCAGGUGUUGAGUGAUCCUCAAAGGAUGAACGGGGCCCUGGAUGGUCUGGUGCUUGGAGGGCUGCAGGUGUUCGGGGUGCCCUCACCACCUCGAUAUGUAUUAGCCAAUGGGGACAAAGUCAGGGAUUUCACGUACCGCAGUGACACCAAGGUCCUGACAGUGACCAGCCUUGCUUUGCCAAUGUCCGAGGUGUUUACAGUCCAAUGGGCUCUCUGAUGCACUGGACCUUAUGGCAGCCUUUGCAUUUAAUGCUGUGAAUAUCAGCUGCACAGGAGCAUGUUUUAAAAAAACAAAGGGAGCCAUCAUCUUGAUCUGUCGGAUUUUCCUGCGACGUAAUUUGUGCUGCUAACUGAGGAACUGAAUCAAGGCCGUGUGAUGUCUUUUAAAUGUAUAUAACUUAUUAAACUGUUUAUACUU